GAGCCAAGGGAUGAAGUGAGAUGUGUGAGAAAGUAACGAAAUUUCUUAUUUUUUUUUUUAUGUCUCGUAAUGUCUUGGCACCAAGGAAAAGCAAUUCAAAGGAAAGCCCAGAAGGCAUAUUUAUACAAUAUUGUAAUAUCUUGAAAAGAUGGCUAGGCGAGGGUUUUAUAUUAGUGUAAAAAAACUGAUUUCACCUGUCACUUGAAAGAAAGGAAAUUAGACCUUGCUGAUUAUAAUUUAAACGUUUAAGCUUUUUUUGAUGGAAAAAAAAUGGCUUUCUCCAGCAAACACUUCUGGUUGGCCCGCUUUGGAAUUCUUGGAACAAAGAUUCCUUAUCAGAUGAUCGUGAGAUUUCCACUGCUACCGGUUUUACUCAGUUGAUUCAGAAGCGCAAUUUUUAGUCUCAUGGGGUUCUAUUUUGUGACAUAUUGAAUUAGAGACAAACUACUGAAGCAGGUGAAUUCCGAUUUAGCCAGUAAAUUAUCGUUGAACCAUCAAUGACGUCAGAACAAUCAUACCAGAAUCAUAUUAUAUCAUGCUUUUCUUAUGUCAUCCCUGACGCUACAUCUGUCGUCGCACAUCGCACAAGUAGUGACCACAAAACAGCCCUUCCCAGUUUGGUUCUCAGAGCCGGAGUACUUAAUAAUGGAAAACACAACAAACACCAGCUGUCCCAUGUUUGGAAAGUUUGCCGAAAUGCUUCCUUUCCCCAAAACUGACAUGCGCACUAAGAAGAACGUGGUUCUAGUACAAGCCAUCCUGCACGGCGCCACCUGCCCCUUCACUAUCACCCUAAAUUUCCUGAUCAUCCUCGUUCUACUGAAGGUCCGCUCGCUUCGAAGCAAUGCAAAUAUCUUGUGCGGGCUUCUAGCGUCGGUAGACCUUCUUGUUGGAUUUAUAAUACAGCCCUCUUUGGUGGCAGAACACAUCAUGUACUAUUCAACGGAUCAAUACACCUGUUUUGGUGCUACGUAUCACUAUUAUACCCACCGUGUACUACUUUUCGUCUCUCAGAUCCUGAGUUUAAGCUCUCUACACCACUUGACGUUGCUGAACAUUGACCGCUACAUAGGGAUGAAAGAGACAUUGCGUUACCCCGUGAUUGUCACGCAACAGCGCGUGGUGUUUGGUGUGGUUUGCGCCUGGCUUCUAGCAACGCUCUUGUCUUUAAAUGUGUUCUAUUCAGCGCUUUUUCUCCCCAUGAACAUCUCCGUUCUUGUUUGCUUCUCUUUCUGCAUCUAUUGCAGCGUUGUUGUGACGCAUGAGAGCAGAAGGCAUCAGAGACAGAUUGUUGCCCAACAUCGCGCUGCAGGGCUACCUCUCAACGCUCUACAAAAACGACGAGCAAACUGGGUCUUCAUCUUUUUAACCCUGGCACUUCUUCUGACGUAUUUCAUAGCAGGGCUGAUGCGAGCUUUUAGAGACCGAGUUCCUAACAUCCUCCAGGUGACGACCUCACUCUUUACAUUGAAUGCACUCCUAAACCAGUUAUCUUCAUUUUGCGAUGCGAAGAUUUCAGGAUUGCACUCGAAAUCGAUCCAGGAAGGGUGCAACCGCAUGGCCCAACAUGAGCGCUAUUAUAACCAUUCUUGGAUAGGGAUUCCUGUGGCAAGCAAGAAAGCGAUAGAAGGGGAGGGGACGUCAAGGAAAGAAAGUACUCAGCCCCAGGCUCCGCGAUUCGCACCGGAGACCCACCAGAACGAGGCAGAAAUAUACGUGGCGCGCUUGCGCAAUUUAUUCUUCAUCCGGGUAACUUAA
Molecule: messenger RNA, 1758 nt
Organism: Nematostella vectensis (starlet sea anemone)
Lineage: Eukaryota; Metazoa; Cnidaria; Anthozoa; Actiniaria; Edwardsiidae
Product: probable G-protein coupled receptor 21
Exons: 3
Coding region: 547-1758 (403 amino acids)
Biological process (GO): G protein-coupled receptor signaling pathway
Cellular component (GO): membrane
Molecular function (GO): G protein-coupled receptor activity
Source: RefSeq, a predicted model, not a curated record